Mitosporidium daphniae is the source of this 498-nucleotide messenger RNA. RefSeq lists its product as uncharacterized. The transcript has a single exon. The record is from RefSeq and is a predicted model, not a curated record. NCBI's taxonomy places the organism in Eukaryota, Fungi, Microsporidia. The coding region runs from base 1 to 498 and encodes 165 amino acids.
AUGGCGGACGACGGCCAAAGCGAAAAUCCAUGUUCUCCACAAGACCAAAGCAAAGAUUUAUGCACCACAGCGAGCCAAAUGCCAGGUGUCAAGGAUGGCUCCCCAAAAGCACCUAAACCGUCAAUUUUAAAAUCUAAACACCAAAAGACCAUUGUUUCUGGCAAAGCAGACUGUGAUGAUCUGGAAAAGAAGGAGGAUCCCCUUCCAGACCAAUUUGAGGCUCUGCUGUCGCAGACUUCUCAGUACCAGCCGCCACCGCCACCAACCAAAACAGUGCUUGCAACGAUUCCCACCGAUCUUUGGAUCAAACUGUUUACCUACUCAGCGGCAUUGCUUAUUGUUCCGCCGUUUGUGUGCUUCGCUGGCUAUCGGUAUUUCUUCCCCGAUAAUUUGAUAUUUUCGGCGGUUUUUUCGAUCGUUCUUGCAAAUUUGAUUGUCGCCUCCUUCAUAUAUGCUGCCUUGACUGAGGAUGGCGAUGAGAAGGAAAAGUUUGAAUAA